Fusarium falciforme is the source of this 402-nucleotide messenger RNA. RefSeq names its product Transcription initiation factor IIA subunit 2. The transcript has 3 exons. Gene Ontology annotation, molecular function: TBP-class protein binding; RNA polymerase II general transcription initiation factor activity. The record is from RefSeq and is a predicted model, not a curated record. Bases 58 to 402 code for a protein of 114 amino acids. Gene Ontology annotation, cellular component: transcription factor TFIIA complex. Lineage: Eukaryota; Fungi; Ascomycota; Sordariomycetes; Hypocreales; Nectriaceae. Gene Ontology annotation, biological process: transcription initiation at RNA polymerase II promoter; RNA polymerase II preinitiation complex assembly.
CAAAUUUACCUUUUACGCCCACGACCGAAUUCACGCUUCGAAAGACGAUUAUACAAGAUGGCUACGGGCGCGCAAUCAUUCUACGAGCUGUACCGUCGAAGCAGCAUCGGCCUCGCUCUGACCGACACGCUCGACGACCUCAUCAGCGAUGAGCGCAUCAACCCGCAGCUCGCCAUGAAGAUUCUGGGCAACUUUGACCAGGCCAUCACGGAAGCGCUCCAGAAGAACGUCAAGGCGCGACUCCAGUUCAAGGGGAGCCUCGACACGUACCGAUUCUGCGACGAAGUCUGGACAUUCCUCAUCAAGAACGUGACUUUCAAGAUGGACACUGGAGGUCAAGCCGUCACCGCCAACAAGGUCAAGAUUGUUAGUUGCAACGCCAAGAAGCCUGAGGGUACAUGA